Messenger RNA from Diatraea saccharalis (sugarcane borer), 865 nucleotides. The record is from the annotation of a GenBank genome assembly. NCBI's taxonomy places the organism in Eukaryota, Metazoa, Arthropoda, Insecta, Lepidoptera, Crambidae.
AUGGGACCGCAUCACAUUCGCAUCAUGUUAGACAUCUCCUCGCCGCAGGAGUAUCAACACAUAAACCCGCACUCAGGGGCUUCAUCUUAUCAACGAGGAUCCUUUCAAGGGCAUCCUCCCAGACAAGGUAAAAAUCUAACGAUCAGUACAAAAAUAACCGAAAACGAGCCAUGUUAUCCUCUAACAGCGGAGGUACUAAGAAGCGAAGAUAUUGAUACAAACUCCUUCAGAGCGUGUCGUCUAGGUCGUUAUUACAAGCAAUGGGAGUAGAUGAGAGCUCCAGAUUACCUACCAAAGAUUAUUCAGGGGUAUCGUAUACCCUUUCGCUUAAAACCACUUCUUGUUUACCCCAGCAUUCACGGAAAAGCAUUCCACACUCCUCAGUCCGAAGAGAUGUCAACAGAGAUAAACCAAUUAAAAAGACAAGGUGUUCUGAAAGUAACCCAUCUUUCCAUUAGUCCCGAAGAGUGACGGUGCUGCUCGUCCCAUUUUCAAUUUAAAAUCGUUAAACGAUUUUGUUAUGAGGGAAAGAUUCAAUCUUAUAAACAUAUUCCCAGUGCCAGAAUUUCUUCAGCCAAACGAUUAUCUAUGCAAAAUAGAUCUAUGUCAGGCUUAUUGCCAUUUGAAAAUAAGCCGGAGUCACAGAAACUGGUGCAGAACUUACUCUUCGUUGCAAUCAAAAAGAAAUGUUAGCAAUCUUACACGUAUUAAGAGAUCACUGUCUGUACCUGCAUCAUUCCACAGUUCUGAUUCAGUGCGACAACAAAACUGUUAUUGCCUACCUCAGGAAUCAGGGAGGUACAAAGUCAAAUCGCUUGAUGAACUUGACAUAGCAAGUGUUUCAGAUCUUAGACCUGGGAGAUGA